AUGUCAUACCGAGGAUACCAAGACGAUGCCCCUCGCGAAUCAGGCGGCCGCCGUAAGAAGUUGGCUGGAUACCUCAAGGCCGCGAAUGAGCUGAGACAAUCUUAUGCAUCGCAAUGGACUCAAUCAAGAGACUUUGCCAACGACAGCGAAGAGCAACCGGGUAUCUUUCCCGGCGCCGACGUCGUUCGCAGCGGUAAUGAGGAGAUGAUCAUCUUCCCCAGCUAUGCUACCAAACACAUCCGAGCAAAACCACGUGCCCAACCAGGCACCAUACAGCAGGCCUCUGGCACCGGUCGAGACUCGAGAGACACAGUGGGCGCUGGAGAUGCUGAAUUCUGGAAAUCACAAUGGGAAGAGUACGAACAAGACAAGGCCAUCGUCGAUGUCGAUGUGCGCGGCUGGCUAUAUACACCACACCAAGGCCAACUAAGUCGCAAACAUCGUCUCAUGGUCGGUCUUGCGAGACAACUGGUCGGUAUCCAAGCUCCAUCCGGUAGAUCGAGUUCUGCCAACAGUCGAGCCAGCAGCCGUUCCUCAAGUCCGGUCGGUCAUCGAGAUUCGACUACAAAACAAGAGGAGGAAGUCAUACAACAGCAAGCAGAGGAGAUCUUGAAGAAGGGUGAGAAGGAGGCCGAGAUUGCAGGAAGAGGUGGCUUCAGCGAGCGUCCAUCUCGCUAUGCAGAGAGCACUCGCAGCAGAGAACCCUCUCCUGCUCCGAGCGCCAAGGAGGGUCCAACAUUUGACGACUUCCUUGCUCCUACAAGGUCGAAUACUGCCGGAUCCGACUACCUCAACCCAGUUCAGAAGCGCUCUUCAUGGCCAAAUCCUGCCAAAAUGUCGUCUGAGCAACUUGUCACAGCGAACAACCAUCUCAUGGCUCGCCUGAGGCCUUUCAUGGCGAACCCUCUGGCAAAUGCAUCUGUCAGCGCUUUCUUUUACAACGACAAAAUCUCGCGUCAGCGGACUGUUCAGACCAACGCCGCUGGCCAUUUCCACCUGAGAGCCGCGCUUGAUUUCGUCCCUACCCACGUCCGCGUGCUCGCAUCCGAGGACUUGUCUGCUACUGAAGAAGUCAAAGUCACCCCUGUCAGAGGUGUGAGUCUGAUCAGUGAUAUCGACGACACGAUCAAGCAUAGCGCCAUUACUAGUGGUGCGAGGGAGAUCUUCCGCAACGCAUUCAUCCGUGAUCUCGGCGAUCUGACCAUUGAAGGUGUCAGGGAAUGGUACUGCAAACUAGCCGACAUGGGUGUUCAGAUGCAUUACGUCUCAAACUCGCCCUGGCAGCUCUACCCUGUUAUUACUGGUUUCUUCAAAGCUGCUGGGCUGCCUUUGGGAUCAUUCCAUCUGAAACAAUACAGCGGUAUGCUACAGGGCAUUUUCGAGCCUGUUGCUGAACGUAAGAAGGCUACUCUCGACCGCCUGUUUCGUGACUUCCCAGAACGUAAAUUCGUUCUGGUCGGUGACAGCGGAGAGGCAGAUUUGGAGGUUUACACCGAUGUGGUCUUGGAAUAUCCAGGUCGGGUGGUUGCCAUCUUCAUUCGUGAUGUUACAUCAAAACCUGACAAGGGCUUCUUCGAUCCAUCCAUGGGGCCUUUGAGCGGUGACAGAUCAUCUCGAGGUCAUGGGCGUAAUAUGUCGACCGACAGCUUGAUAGGAGCCAAGCGAUUGAAUCGACCAGCCGAUAUUCAAGACGAUGACGAGGAACUCCGAAGAGCAAUUGCAGAGUCGCUCAAGGAUACUGAACCGGAUAGGAGAUCACUCUUUGGUGGAGAUGUUGAGCCGACCAAAAUGCGUGGGGGACGACCUGAUUUACCACCAAGACGUCCUACAGACCCGCCUGCACCAGAAGCAUCUGCAAUGGAGGAUAAUCUCAUCGAUUUUAGUGACGACGAGAGCACUUCACCAUUGUCCAGCAACGAGCCUCAGAAGCGUUCUUACAGCACAUCACUCACUAGAAGACCUGCUAUCCGCUCUCAUACCGAGGGCCCCGCAAAGCGCUCUACUCCACCACCUCCCCCGAAGCCUCUGGCGCUGCGUUCACCCUCGAUGGAAGGCAAGAAUUUCAACAAUGCACUAUCUACAGCGGCUUCAUCAAAGUCUCCAUCACCGCCGCCACCAAAGCCGCGCAAGCCAAGCACAACUGUUAAUACCACAAAUGUGCCCUCACCACUAUCGCAAGUCGUCGAACCAUCACCAGCAACAACCGCACCACCACCCCUACCAAAACGCCACUACCUGACCUCCGCGAAACAAAAGCUAAGCCCCACGACCGCUCACUUUUUAUCCUCCUCAAAACGAAGUCCUACCUGGGCUUCUGAGAGCAGUGGAACCUCCACCCCCGAAACCAGAACUUUAAGCACAGCAGCAACCCGCAGCAUGGACGAAUUACGCCCUUCCGCCCAAGCCCAGCAACAAUCACAAGCACUCACCCGCCCCAAACCCCCUCCACCACGCCGAAACCUAUCCUCCUACCCAGCAGCAGCGGCUUCAUACGCAUCCAACCGUAUCAGCGGCGCUUGGGGCAGCGAACACGAAAACCUGCACCCCCUGACCGAACCCGAAGGUCCCAUCCUCAGCAAAAAAGAAGAGCUCUGGAAACGUAGGUGGGCGAAGGCGAAGGGUAUUAUGGAGAGAGAAGGUGUUGUGCUCAGGACUUGGAGGGUGGGUGAUGAUGUCAUGGAUGUUUGUGUGGAAGCUGUUAGGCAGGAGUUGAGUGAGAUGGAAAAGAAAGAUCGACGGGAUUUGGAGAUGCAGAAGUUGAAGGAGGGGAAGAAUGGUGGUGGUGGUGGAGAGGACUUCCUUCUCAUCGUCAACCAGCAAGGAGAUCUACUGGGUCUGGAGAAGCCGCUCUCAACCUCCAAGAACCGCCGUAGUACUUCCCGACCCAUCUUUGCCGAACAGACGGACGAAGAAGAUCCACAGGCACCUCACGUGCUUCACCGAGCCAUCUCAUCUACCACCACUACUUUCGGAUUUUUGGGAAUUCUCGUAUUUCUUCAGUGA
Aureobasidium pullulans EXF-150 is the source of this 3003-nucleotide messenger RNA. RefSeq lists its product as uncharacterized. Gene Ontology annotation, molecular function: phosphatidate phosphatase activity. The coding region runs from base 1 to 3003 and encodes 1000 amino acids. The transcript is spliced from 2 exons. Gene Ontology annotation, cellular component: actin cortical patch. The record is from RefSeq and is a predicted model, not a curated record. NCBI's taxonomy places the organism in Eukaryota, Fungi, Ascomycota, Dothideomycetes, Dothideales, Saccotheciaceae.